GCCAAACGCGCUUGUAACUCUUUAGUCAUCCUUUUGUUUUUGGUUAAGUUGCCCCUCUGCAGCCGGACAAACUACUAGAAGGAAAGAAGAUGUCAUCCGACAAGUCUAAAGUGUCGCCAGAAUCCUACUCCUCCGCCAUGAAUUUUGAGGAAACUGAGCUCAGCUUAGGCUUACCAGGUGGACCUCGAGUCCUGAAUUGCAGCCGGAAACGGAGUCUUUCAGGAGGUGCUGAUCUGAGACUGUGGUGUUCAAGUUCUGGGCAAAAUGAAACCUCAGACUCAACAACCAUACCUCCAGCAAAGGCACAAGUGGUAGGAUGGCCACCUGUAAAAUCAUCGAGGAGGAACAUGAUGAAGAGUAGCAAAUACGUAAAGGUGGCAGUAGAUGGAGCUCCAUACCUGAGAAAAGUUGAUUUGGAGAUGUACAACGGCUACCAGCAGCUUUUAGCCGGUCUGGAGGGCAUGUUUACCUGCCAAACCAUAUGUAAUGGUGCGAAUCAGAAAAAGCUGAUGGAUCCUGCAAAUGGUAUGCAAUAUGUGCCAACCUAUGAAGACAAGGACGGAGACUGGAUGUUAGUUGGAGAUGUUCCUUGGAAAAUGUUUGUGGAAUCGUGCAAGAGAUUGAGAUUAAUGAAAAGCUCGGAGGCAAUUGAAUUGGCUACAAGGACACCUCCAAAUUGCUCGAGCACUUGCUGAAGAAAACCUUAUUUGGGAUAGAAAUUUCAUGUACAGAUCUAGGUCGGUCGGCUCUUUGAGGAGUUAAAGUUUUGAGGAUUAAUUAUAGGAUAUGUUAUACUAGUAGUGUAAGAUUAUUUAAGGUGUAGUAGAACAAAUUUCUGGCUUCUUUUUCCUUUUCAGUCAAUGUAAAAUUUGGAUACCCUGAAAUGAAUACGAUACUCUUUGAAGUUAA
Coffea eugenioides is the source of this 909-nucleotide messenger RNA. RefSeq names its product auxin-responsive protein IAA1-like. The transcript is spliced from 5 exons. Gene Ontology annotation, cellular component: nucleus. The record is from RefSeq and is a predicted model, not a curated record. NCBI's taxonomy places the organism in Eukaryota, Viridiplantae, Streptophyta, Magnoliopsida, Gentianales, Rubiaceae. Gene Ontology annotation, molecular function: protein binding. Bases 90 to 695 code for a protein of 201 amino acids. Gene Ontology annotation, biological process: regulation of DNA-templated transcription.